AUGGUGUCGUAUCUGCGAUCAUCGUUUAAGAAGUCUUUGAGAUCCAAGACAAGUAAGUCGUUUAAAAACGACAGCAGCGAUGUCUUGGUUUACUUGGUUUACUUGCACUAUAUAAACUCUUUGACAUCGCAGAUGGAGCAGUUGAGAAGUUCGAAUGGUAACUCAGAAGUGACUGCAGAGCAAGUACGUCGUAUUCAUAAGCAACUUCUCCGUGAAUACAGGGGAUGA
Messenger RNA from Priceomyces carsonii, 228 nucleotides. RefSeq lists its product as uncharacterized. The transcript has a single exon. NCBI's taxonomy places the organism in Eukaryota, Fungi, Ascomycota, Pichiomycetes, Serinales, Debaryomycetaceae. The record is from RefSeq and is a predicted model, not a curated record. Gene Ontology annotation, molecular function: protein heterodimerization activity. Bases 1 to 228 code for a protein of 75 amino acids.